AUGGUAGCAAUAAAUGAAGAAUUUAUUAAAAAAAAUAUAUUGGAUGAAAAUGCUAAUAUAUUUGGAGCAUGUAUAAUUGGUGCACCAGAAUGUAUGGUACUUUCAAAAUUAAAUUUUGAAAUUUCAAAUGAAGAAGUUAAAAGAUUAACAGAAGUUUUCACACUUUUCCGUGAAAAUCCAUUAGUAAUUGGUGGUAAAAUUUAUACAAGAACAAAAACAACAUCAAGUUAUAUUCUUGCAAAAAAUGAUACAACUGGUAUUGCAUUAUUUCAAAAUAAUAUGGGUUUGAUAGCGGUAGCAAAAUUUUUAGAUAACUCAAUAGAACCAGAAAGAUUAUUAAAAAUUUUACAAAGUGCAAUUUUAAAAGCUUUAUUAUAA
Messenger RNA from Dictyostelium discoideum AX4, 378 nucleotides. RefSeq lists its product as hypothetical. The coding region runs from base 1 to 378 and encodes 125 amino acids. Lineage: Eukaryota; Evosea; Eumycetozoa; Dictyosteliales; Dictyosteliaceae. Gene Ontology annotation, molecular function: actin binding. The transcript has 2 exons. The record is from RefSeq and is a predicted model, not a curated record.